AUGGAAGCUGUAGCUCCCGAAGAGAUGUCAAAGGCAACUGACUUCUCUGUCUUCAGCGUUCUGGUGACAGGAUCCGAUCGGGGGAUUGGUCUUGGUCUGGUGAAGAGAUUUCUGAUGCUGCCUUAUCCACCCAAAUGGGUCUUUGCUACAACUCUUGAUCUGAAGGGAAAAGAAACCAAGGAGGUGAAAGAGUUGGCAUGCAAGCAUCCGAAUCUGGUGGUGUUGCAGUUAGAUGUCACUAAUCUUGAGAGCAUCCAGGCAGCUCUGAAAGAAGUACAGAAGUGUGUUGGAGAAAGUGGGCUGACCCUCCUAAUCAACAAUGCUGGCAUUUGGGUCUUCAAUGAAAUGGAAGCAGAAAAUGCUAAGAAUAUGAUGAGAAUUUAUUCCGUCAAUACCAUAGGCCCACUGCAAAUGAGUCAGGCCUUUCUGCCCCUGCUGAAAAAGGCAGCCCAGGAAAGUCCGAGGCAAGGGCUUAGCUGCAGCAAGGCAGCCAUUAUCAAUAUCUCCAGCAUCGUAGGCUCAAUCGAACUUAUGGCUUACUGGGAAGUAAGUCAGGCAGUUGCAUAUCGCUGCAGUAAGACUGCUUUAAACAUGCUCACCAAGUGCCAGUCGCUCGAGUAUCCAGCUAGUGGGAUUCUGACUGUCUCCAUCCAUCCUGGCUCAGUCGAAAAUCCUCGCAACCCAGUUCCGGAAAUCACUGUGGAAGAGAGUGCCCGAGGUAUCGUGACUGUGCUAUCCACGCUUUCUGAGGAGGACAACGGGACCUUUCUGGAUUGGUUGGGUCAUCCACUUCCCUGGUGA
Messenger RNA from Python bivittatus (Burmese python), 801 nucleotides. NCBI's taxonomy places the organism in Eukaryota, Metazoa, Chordata, Lepidosauria, Squamata, Pythonidae. The record is from RefSeq and is a predicted model, not a curated record.